AUGAAUACUCCACUCAGAAGCAGCUGAGACGUCCGCGGGAAUGGUUGUGUGAUUUUUUUUGUCGAGCGAGCUGGAUGUGAAUCUCCUUUGCGACCGCUGGCGGAACAUAUCGGAGAUUGUCUUAUUUACUCGAUUGUUGUGAAAAAGCCGUACUGAACCAGAACCAAAUUGUAAACAUCAAUUACUCGACAGUAAUCCAUGUGCCUUUGAUAUAAAAUAGUGAGUUAUUUUUGUAUAGUCUGCAGAUAUUCACCCACCUGGAUGUGACGAAUGUUCUUAGUUCGCCUUCUGGAUCAUCAACGUUAUGUUCGUAAUUAAUGAGUGCUGCGAAAUAACGCACCCCAAAUCAUAGGCCUUAAGUGAGUGGUUACUGUUUGAGGAAAAAAAAAACAUCAAACGAUGAAAAUCAGUUGCUGAGGCGUGUGAAUCAUCACUAUUGUUAAAAAAAAUGCAGUGAUUUUACGACGCCUCAAGGGGAAGGCUCAGCAACGUCUAAUACCAGUGUGACUCAGUGGAAAGCAAUCAAGAUAAGUAACGUCGCGAAAUCGUGUGCAAUUAUAAAUGAGUAGUCCCGAAGUGCCACCACCAUCUGAGGUAACGCCGUUGAAGAGCAACGAACGCAUACCAUCGUCGUCGCAACUUGCCAAUAGCAGCAGAAGCACCAACAACUCUCCAUCCCAGGAGGCCGCGGAUGCAUGUGAUAGUUCCAACAGCAACAACAGUGCAGUGUCCAAUCCGAAUAGUGAAGUGCCAAUCAUAGAGUGCGUUGAGAGUACCUCCACAAUGGACGACACCAAGCGAAUACUGAUUCGCGUUGGAAUUGACUUUGUUAUCCUUUGUUGUGUCGGCUUCCCUAUACUGAUCUUCUUCCUCAUUGGGCAGCCGUACAAACGAGGCUUCUUCUGCGAUGACGAGUCACUAAUGCACCCGUUCCACGAUUCAACAGUCACGAACUGGAUGCUGUACAUCAUUGGCAUUGCACUUCCGGUGUUAGUGAUAAUCGGUACAGAGUUGGUACGCGCGCACGUGAAAAAGUCGGAUAAACAGCCGCUGAAGGUAUACAACAUCACCGUACCGUACUGGGUCGUGGAAGCGUACAAAUCGGUCGGCGUGUUUGGCUUUGGAGCCGCCUGCUCCCAGCUGCUGACCGACGUCGGAAAGUACACCAUUGGAAGGCUGCGACCACACUUCUUUGAUGUAUGUAAACCAAUGAUGCCGGACGGAACCACGUGCAAUGAUUCAAUCAAUCAAGGCCGCUACAUUGAGGAUUUCUCGUGCACGAGUACGUUAUCAUCCGAGCGCAUGAUUAAAGAAAUGCGGUUAUCAUUCCCUAGCGGUCACUCUAGUUUCUCAAUGUACACUCUUGUGUAUUGUGCGAUCUACCUUCAAUCACGCAUGAACUGGCGAGGAUCCAAACUUCUAAAACACUUUCUUCAGUUUCUUCUGAUUCUACUUGCGUGGUAUACUUGUUUAAGCAGAAUAUCCGACUACAAGCAUCAUUGGUCUGAUGUUCUGGCAGGAGCAGUUCUAGGAUCAACGGUCGCCAUUGUGGUCUCCAAUUACUGUUCGGAUUUGUUUGAUGCGAGACGAAAACGAGCCUCCACGUUGCCACAAACGCGCUACGAACUUAAUCCGAAUCACCCAACUACCAACGGAAACCAGUAGCGAAUAGUGAUAGUAGCUGGCUCUUUUUGUUUGCCAGCUUAGCGAUUCGUCGUUGCGAUUCAAAAUCAAACAUCAAAAGUUCCUCCAGAGCGGAACGAAAGAUUACGCUGCUAUAUUUAUUAUAUAGUAAUAAAAUCUUAUUUAUUUUUAUCAUGCUGCUAAAAAAAAGACACCUCAAGAAACCAGAAAAAACACUAUUUAUUAGUGAUAUGAUUACGAACAGUAGAAGUGUCAUUUUAAGUUUGUUGCUAGCGCUGCAUUUAGUAAGAUACGUUAAAUCAUUACAUACAAGAAGCAAUAAAAGAUUCGGAAGCAGUUAUUUUAAACAAUCCAUAUAGAUGUAAUAUUUCUGUUAAGAAUUCGUUUUGAAAUAUGUUUUAAUACUACAUUCGCUACUUAUGACAAUAAACCACAAUUCAAUUGCA
Molecule: messenger RNA, 2090 nt
Organism: Culex quinquefasciatus (southern house mosquito)
Lineage: Eukaryota; Metazoa; Arthropoda; Insecta; Diptera; Culicidae
Product: putative phosphatidate phosphatase
Exons: 7
Coding region: 562-1665 (367 amino acids)
Biological process (GO): phospholipid metabolic process; signal transduction; phospholipid dephosphorylation
Molecular function (GO): phosphatidate phosphatase activity
Source: RefSeq, a predicted model, not a curated record